UAAUCAUAAUGCUGCUUUCCACCACUGGUUGUUGGAGUUUUUAGGAGAAUAUCUUUUAGUAAUCAUCUUUCUGUACAAGCUGCUAUAUAAACUUAACCCCAUAGCUGGUUUAUCAAGUAAAAGCACUCAGUAUUGUGCAGAGCUCUGUGGGAAUGAUUCACUCACUGGCCUCGUGCAGUGGAGUAAAGGGUGAUGGCACAGAAGCAUUUAGUUUUACAAAACAUCAGUGAGUAACACAAAAAAGGUUAAAUAAAAUAAGCAGAAUACUAAAAAAAAAUAAAUUACUGAGAUAAUGAGUGUUUCUAGAAAUUAAAAAAAUAACUUCCUAAAAAAAUUAAAAUGUUUCAAUUGUUCUUGUAGGUAAAGUUUGUUGGGAAAUACCAGGGCAAUGUUAGCAAAGAGAGAGCUAUGCUAAUUUAGCAAUGUCUUGCACAGAGCAGAGCCUCUGGUGUGUAGGAGGAGCAGGAACACCUGUACAGAAGGUCCUCCCCAAACUGCAAUGAAAUUCCAUCCCCAGGCACAAGGAGAAAUGUUUCCAAUACAUUAUGUGCAGACACUGUGAAUUGAAGUGUUGAUAAUUGAAAAUUGUAGGUGAAAUGAUACAGUAUACCAUACAAGCAUCAAGUAAAGUAUAGAUAGAUAUGACUCCUUCACACUGUGUUUUAGUGGGUGUGGAUAGAUCUGAAAGAGGGUAAAUACUGUAAUUUACUCUUUUUAUGGUCAAGUUUUUCUGCAUCAGUUUAUAUUUUUCUCUUUUGGAUAUUUCUUUCUCUUUACUAGUCCCUCUUCUUCAUAUAUACUUAGUCUUUUAAAAGUUAAUUGUAAAAGUCUUUGGUGCUUUCUGCUUCAGUAAAAUACAGACUUUAUGUAAAUAGAUAAAAGAAUAAUCUCAAAUUGGUUUAAUAUUUUUAUUUUUUAAAAAUUAAGAGUAUUUCAAUAUUUUUAGGGUUUAAUUGCUAUUAUUAAACUACUCUAAUGAUAUUUGCUGUGCAUCAUGACACUCAGUAGUAUGUUGACUUCCAGAUUUCCCUAAUAACUUGAGCAUUGACAUAUAUAAAAGGUGGAUAUUUUUUUAAGGGAACAAAACUGAAGGCAGGAUGUGGUUAUGCAUCUGAAUUUAUUAUUUUACCAGAAUUACACAUUUUUUCUUGUAAAUGUAGCAGGUAGAUUAGGUUGCUUUCAGAUCCUGAUGUGAUUCAACAGUGUCCUAACUGUUGAGAUGCUACUUGUGCAGGAGCUGGUUUAAUUGUGCUUGGCUGGCUGUCUUGGACAUGCUGGUUCUUCAGGCUGCUUCCAGCAGGAGGGACUGGUACAUUCCCUGGGAGCACAGCCACUGCCUGCUGCUGGAAUUUGCUGUCUUCCUGCCCAGGAAGUUUCAAUAACCAGACCCUGCCUGGUGUGCAGAUAGGUGAGAUGAAUCCCACAUUGGCUGGAGAGCAAACAGUGAGUCACUCUCCACAUCUCUUUUUGAAAGCUGGAGUGUUGUAAGUGUGCUGACCUAAGGAGGCAAAUGAAACGCUUGCAUGGGAAGUAAUGCCAUUUAUUAGAUCAAACUGAUAGAAAAGAAGUAGCCAGGCUCUGUAUGCAUCUUUGUUCUCAUCUCUUUUGUUUGAGUGUUUCUGACUCCUUUUUUCCCCAGUUGCCCUUACUUUGAUUGAAUACAUUUGAUAUUCUAAUCCCAACUACAUACAUUAGAAAUAAGCUGAUGUAAUUGAAAGCAUGUGUAGCGUAAGAACAGACCAAUACCUCUUUGAAGUUCUUUGAGAUAAGGAUCCUUCAAAUUUUUAUUUCCUUGCCAAAUUCUUCAGGUUACAUCUGAUAUUUCUCCCUAGAACUUUGUCCCUAAAAAUUUCUCCCUUAACUUUGGAUAAAGUUAAGGUGAAUCUUACUGAAAAUUAGUUGUUUUCUAAGAUGGAUUGCCUUUUUGUUUCUGCUUAUUCCAUGCAUGUUUGUAAACUAAGCAUAUAUACACAUUACCUUUCCAGUUUUUUUGAGGAUCUAGCUAAAGUACUUCUAUUUAUCAUCUCAUGACAAUUUUUUGAAGGAUUAAUGUAUUUUUGGAUAUUUUGAUUUAACAAUUUAGUAAUUAUCCUAGAGUUACAGAAGAGUGGAUCAUGGAGCAGUUUGGGCAUCUUGCAGAAGUUCUCAGUGUUUUUUUUACAGGGGGCUGACUUGUUCACUCAAGUCUAUCAAUGGAAUUGCACAAUCCACCUCGUUCAGCUCGCAGCAGUGACGCUCAAAAGAGCAAGGGAGGAACGAUGACAAUCCUUUGUCUGCGCUGUCAUUGCUCUUGUGUUCAGCCUGUUCUCACGCCUACACGACACUGCUCAUCUCUAUUUCAAAAAUACCAGAGAUUUCUUAGUGGUCACACCCGAUCUUGCUGUGGUUUGCCUGACUGCCACCUUCACCAGCAUUCAUACUUUCCACCAUGCUCUUCAGCUGUCUUCCCAAUGAUGAUUUUCCUUUACAUCCACUGCAGUAAUUUUCCUAGUGCUCUUGUACACUAGGAGCAGAUUAAGAGAUCACACAAGUUUUUCUCAAAUGACUCACUCAAUAAUUUAACUGAAAAUCUUUAUUUGUCUUGUUCUGAAGCCAGGCGGGUGAUUUUGCUGCUACACAAAUAGAGUUUGUCCUUCUGGGAGAGUCAUGUUCCAGUGACUGCUUCCAAGCAGUCAAAUUUUCUCAUGGCUUUCUAGAGCACUUGGAGAGCUCUUUGGUAUUAUUCCAUUAGGGAUAAGAGAAUUUCAGUGAAAAUCACCUGAUUGUCCAUACUUUUCCUGAGUUUUAUGUACAAUUCUACAUGCCAUCUAGUGGGCUGAUUAUGAAAGAAAGCAAUGAAUCUCCUUUGCAAACAAAAGCCAAUUUUCUGGUUUUUCUCUUAAAAGGUGCUCCUCCUUCUUGCUUGUCUCCUGUUGAGAGGCAGUUUUGUAAAUCCUACAUGAGAAAGAUUUCUCUGUCAUUUAGGCUGACUUUACUUUGUAAUGGUCUUAAUAUAUUUUAUGUGUUCUUUUUCUCUGCAUCCUACAUUCUGUUCCUUACAGCUUUUGCUAUUCCUCUGGCUUCAGGAGGAAUGUUUUCACAAUGAGAUUUUUCUGGGCUGGCUGUUCCUUUUUUUGGUCCACCUUUGUUUCCUAAUUUCUCCUCUUUGUUUCUCAGCUGAGCAGAAUUAACUGCCAAUAAAACAAAAUGUUUUUCUGUGAUUCCUUAGCUGGACUUCUCUUGUCCUGUAAUCUGUAUCUUCAACUGUCUUGUCCUGUGGCAAACUAUUAAAGUGAUUAAAAAGAAGAAGUUUUCCUCUUUUGGAUUCAUAAGUAUUAUAGUUUCUACAGGUAUAUAAUACUAAUGUAUAAGGAAAGGUAGAUGUAAUACUUUUGUAAGGAGUUAAGAAAUGUAAGAAUGUAAUAACUUGGUUUAAUUCAGAAUUUUAGAAAAAUUGGUUCACUUGAGAAGAUUGCUUGGGGUGUUUUAUCUCUGCACAUAUUUCAUAUUGCAUUUUAGUGCACCUGGGAGGGCUGAGCACUGAAGACAGCAAGGUACUAAACCAGCUGUAUUGCUAUAAACCAAAAGAAAUUACAUCUAAAAUGCCCAGAGAAAUAAUUUGCUGUAUAAUUUCCGUGUGCUUAUCCACCAUCUCUUUGGGAUCUCUAAGAGAGGAAUUAUCCUGCUCUUUUCCUUGCCAGAUGUUGAAACUAAAGGCUAAGAGAACCUGGACAAAGAGGGGAAUCAAGUACGAAAUAAAUCCUCCUCCUGUGGUACAUAUAGGAUAAUAGAAAUAAAUAACAGUUUAUAAUAAAAAGAGAUGGGGUGUUCUACAUAGACUCAAAUAAAUACACACAGGAAAAUAACUUUAUUCUCUAUGGAAGCCAUGUUCCCUCAGAAAGUAAAAAGAGCAGUUAAAGAAAGGGUGCAUCUUGUUCAAUUUCAAAUAUUACACCUUGGAAUCAAUGAAGGAUAAUGUAAAAAUAUUUCCAAAACAGAGAAUGCUGUUUGCAGGAGAUAUCUAUGGACACCAUUCUUUAUCCAUGGGUAAUGGAAAAACCUGAAUGUUACCAUGUGUUUCUUUUUGUGCAAUUUCAAUGCAAAAUCCUCCUAGAAUAACUUUGACUUCUUAGCCCUGGCUUUGGCCAUGUGGGUUUAUUGCAAAUUCUCUCAUGAUAAUGCUUUUCUUUGACAUGUUUGCCUUUGUUCUGUAUCUGAGUACCAGCAAGACCUGUUCUUGAGAUGGAAAAGACAGAAAAGUAUUCUUUUUGCAGCACCUCUGAAUAAUAUCUGCAACUCUAUCUAUUCAGUCUUUGUAAAUGGAACUGCUACCUCGGAGAAUAAAUCUAAUGUAGAUGUAUAGGCUUUCAGGUGGUAUGGACAGCAUCUGUCUGAAAAUUUAUUCUCAUUUAUUUAGGUUUGGAAAGGAUUUUCUCAUUUGUUUCCUGUCUUAUCCUUGAUAUUGUUAUUUAGUAUCAAAUACCUCAUACCAAAUAAAACCAGGAUGUAUUUUUGGUAACUGAGGAACAGCAGGUUCUGAAGGGUUUAAAAUAGAUGACAUAUGAUACCAAGAAUAGCCCAGUGCAACUUAGCCAACCUGAGAAACUAUUCAAAGGGAAAGCCAAAAUGGAGGGCAGUUCUAUACUCCAUUCUUUCACUAACAUUUAUUUUGCCAUUUUUGCUUUGUUUUGCUUCAAGCUUUUAAUUAAGAUUUCCUUGGCUUUGCUGACCCAUUUCUAUAUUGUUAAAGGCAACAGAAAAGAAGCUGCCAGGAUAGCAGAAGAGAUCUAUGGAAUAGUCCCAGGCAGCUGGGCAGACCGAUCCCCUCUUCAUGAUGCUGCCUUCCAGGGACGCCUUCUCUCCCUGAAAACCUUGAUUGCACAGGGUUUCAACGUGAACCUGGUGACGACAGACCGUGUGUCAGCUCUCCACGAGGCCUGCCUGGGCGGCCACGUCGCCUGCGCCAAGCUGCUGCUGGAGAACGGUGCCCAGGUCAAUGCAGCCACCAUUGACGGCAUCACCCCUCUGUUCAACGCCUGCUGCAGCGGCAGUGCAGCCUGUGUCAACAUGCUGCUGGAAUUUGGAGCCAAGGCACAGCUGGGGACCCACCUGCCUUCGCCCAUCCACGAAGCAGUCAAGAGAGGUCACAGGGAGUGCAUGGAGACCCUUCUGGCCCAUGAGGUUGAUAUUGAUCAAGAAGACCCUCAGCACGGGACCCCUCUCUACAUGGCCUGCUCAUACCAGAGGACAGAAUGUGUCAAAAAGCUUUUGGAGCUAGGAGCCAAUGUGAACGUGGGGAAGAGAUUAGAUACCCCCCUGCAUGUGGCAGCGAGGAAAUCCAGUGUAGAGAUAGUUGUCUUGCUGAUAGACUAUGGUGCUAACCCGAAAUGCAGAAAUGCUGACCUCAAAUGUGCCCUGGAUCUUGCCACGCCCCACAGCAAAGUGGAGCAGGUUCUUCUGCUUCGGGAAGGUCCUGCCAGCCUUGCCCAGCUGUGCCGGUUGUGUAUCAGAAGGCGUCUGGGUCGGUCGUGCCUAUACACAGUCCACAGGCUGCACCUGCCUGAGCCACUCGAGAACUUCCUCCUUUAUCGAUAAGCCAGUGACUGUCUUUAGA
Molecule: messenger RNA, 5593 nt
Organism: Parus major (Great Tit)
Lineage: Eukaryota; Metazoa; Chordata; Aves; Passeriformes; Paridae
Gene: ASB11
Product: ankyrin repeat and SOCS box containing 11
Exons: 7
Coding region: 4534-5574 (346 amino acids)
Biological process (GO): intracellular signal transduction; protein ubiquitination; positive regulation of protein catabolic process
Molecular function (GO): protein binding
Source: RefSeq, a predicted model, not a curated record